Molecule: messenger RNA, 3104 nt
Organism: Salarias fasciatus (jewelled blenny)
Lineage: Eukaryota; Metazoa; Chordata; Actinopteri; Blenniiformes; Blenniidae
Product: E3 ubiquitin-protein ligase TRIM21-like
Exons: 2
Coding region: 91-1728 (545 amino acids)
Molecular function (GO): protein binding; zinc ion binding
Source: RefSeq, a predicted model, not a curated record
UUCAGACACGUCUCUGAGUUUCUCUGCAAGAAAUCUAACCUGAGUUCAUCUGGACUUUCACAGACACUGACUCCAACACUGUGUGUGAAGAUGUCUGCUGCCAGCAAUCUGCGCUCUGAAGAUCAGUUUCGGUGCUCCAUCUGUCUGGAAGUGUUCACUGAUCCAGUCUCCACACCAUGUGGACAUAACUUCUGCAACGAGUGCAUCACUCAGCACUGGAACACUAAGUAUAUAAGUGACUGUCCCCUGUGUAAAGAGGUUUUCUUCAAUAAACCUCGGCUGAAGGUCAACACUUUGCUCUCUGAGAUGGUUUCUCAGUUCAGACUUGAAGCUGAACUCAAAGCCAGCAGCAGCUCAGAGCAACAAGCUGCCAAACCAGGAGAAGUUCCCUGUGACGUCUGCACUGGAACCAAAGUGAAGGCCCUCAAGUCCUGCCUGGUGUGCCUGGUCUCCUACUGUCAGACUCAUCUGGAGCCUCAUCUGACAGUGUCAGGCCUGAAGAAACAUCAGCUGAUGGAGCCUGUGGAGAACCUGGAAGGCAGGAUGUGUCUGAAGCACCAUCAACCUCUGGAGCUGUUCUGUCAGAGAGAGCAGACAUGUGUCUGCAUACUGUGCACUGUUUUAGAGCACAGGAACCACGAGUUUGUUCCCCUGAGUGAAGAAUGUGAAGGAAAGAAGAAGGAGCUGAGGAAGACAGAGGCUGAGAUGCAGCAGAUGAUCCAGGAGAGACGAGUGAAGAUCAAGGAGAUCAGAGAGUGUGUGAAGAUGAGUAAAGCUGCUGCAGACAGAGAGAAAGCAGAAGGUGUUGAGGUGUUCACUGCUCUGAAGGAGUGUGUUGAGAGAGGCCUGAAGCAGCUGAUGGAGAGGAUGGAGGAGGAAGAGGAAGCCAGAGAGAAACAGGCUGAAGGUCUCAUCAGAGAUCUGGAAGAGGAGAUCUGUGAGCUGAUGAAGAGGAGCUCAGAGGUGGAGCAGCUCUUCCUCUCUGAAGACCACCUCCACCUCCUCCAAGGAUUCGCUUCCCUGAAAGCUGCUCCACCCACCAAGGACUGGACACAGGUCAGCGUCCGUCCAUCAUAUGAGGGGACUGUGGUGAGAGCUGUGGCUCAGCUGGAGGAGACUCUCAGCAAAGAGAUGAAGAAGCUGUUUGAGGCUGAUCUGAAGAGGAAGCAGCAGUUUGCAGUGGAUGUGACUCUUGAUCCUGAUACAGCUCAUCCUGAUCUCAUCCUGUCUGAUGAUGGAAAACAAGUGAAUCAUGGUGAUGUGGAGAAGAAUCUUCCAGACAACCCAGAGAGAUUUGAUUAUUGUGUGUGUGUUUUAGGAAAACAGAGUUUCUCUUCAGGUAAAUUUUACUUUGAGGUUCAGGUUAAAGGAAAGACUGAAUGGACUUUAGGAGUGAGCAAAGAGUCCAUCAGCAGGAAGGGAGAGUUCACAGUCACCCCUGAUGACGGUUUCUGGGUCAUAUGGCUGAGAAAUGGAAAUGAAUACUCAGCUCUUCAAGGCUCUGCAAUGUCUCUGUCUCUGAGUUCUGCUCCUGAGAAGGUAGGGGUGUUUGUGGAUUAUGAGGAGGGUCUGGUCUCUUUUUAUGAUGUAGCUGCUGCAGCUCUGAUCUACUCCUUCACUGGCUGCUGCUUCACUGACAAACUCCUCCCAUACUUCAGUCCAUGUUUUAAUGACAGCGGUAAAAACUCUGCUCCUCUGAUCAUCUGUCCUGUCAAUCAAACUGUCUGAUGAGGAAGAUUCACCAACAAUUAAUGAGCUUGUUGGAAAGUAAAAGAUUGACUCUGAUUUAUUUGAUCAAAUCCAGAUGUUCAAUGUACUUAGAUCUCGGGUUCUUCUCUUCAGUCUUUGAUUAUCGGACCAUUGUUUAAAUUAAUCCAGACCAAUCAGGCAUGGUGUCUACUUCCCAAAAAUGAAGUGCUGAAGCUGCCCUGACCCACUGAGACAGCCUUGAGCCCUCGCCCUCGCACUCACCCCAGCCACAGCCCAUCCUGCUUCUCUUCUGGUCCAGGAGAAUCUGGGUCCAGCCACUCCCCACCUGGCAUUUCCUUCCUGCUUCUCUGGGUUCUCCAGAGAUUGUUGGAAAUUACUGAAUCAAUGCAAUUUGCAUUUUGAACUGCUACCGGAUUCAUGCCCUACUGAUCACUCCCCAUCUACCGGGGCGUUCCAAAGCUUGGGCCACAGCAUAGUGGCACUGCCAUUCUGCCCGGUGUGAUGGGUACUCACCCAGGCUUUCCAUAAGGUUUCACCCAUUUACGAAGCAGCUUGGUUGCUGGGGAAUCAGUGUUUGUGCAACUACGUGGUGGGGUUCUGCACCCUCACUGCUGACAGCAACAGGAACCCGGACACUCUUAUGUAUAUAUUUCUUAAUGGACUCUCUGAGCACAGCAACGACACCUUGAGUCAGUUGGAACUUCUGGAAUAUUUAGAACACAACAUCACUGCUGCACCCAGGAUGGAUGGCUUCAUGAUCUGGAUAGAGGGACCCCAAGCUACUGGGAUGCCCAGGGGAUUACCAUCUUAACAGCUCAUUCCAGAGUUUCUUCAUUCCAGAGGUCCUGGUGUCCCCAAGCAUGACCUGGCACCUCGGAGGGGCCGGCUCCUCUCAACAUAUCAAUGGAAGAGCCCAUGCAGGUGGGCCCAGUCCAUUUCUCCCCUGAGGAGCAUGAGUGGCAUCUCAAGGAGCCCCCUUGUCUGUACUGCAGUCAUUCAGGACACAGACUUGCUGCCGGUCCCACUAAGGGUGUGGCUUUAUGGAAACUCCAAGUGGGUCAUGCCAGUUUCUCUCCAAGUCUUCUUUGGUCCCUGUCAUCAGUAACCCUGUUCUCUGCCCUUUUUUGUUUAACCUUCAUCAGGUGGUGAUCAUUGACUCUGGGGCUGAUGCUGACCUCAUGGACCAGUUACUGGUGGAUCAGCUCCAGUUGGGGGAGUUGUCUCACUCUGCUUCCCUUUUCAGGUUGUAGCACUUAAUAGAAAUAGAUAGAAAGAGAAUGCAGCUCGGCCAUGAAACGGCCGAGCCAAUCAGCAUUGCCGCUUUUUGUUUUCAAAUUUUUUUGGCAAAUUCCAGCGGCUAAACCGGAAGUGUCGUCAUCACUGAGCGUAGCGGA